Messenger RNA from Candoia aspera, 807 nucleotides. Its product is annotated as zinc finger protein 496-like. The transcript is spliced from 2 exons. Bases 9 to 602 code for a protein of 197 amino acids. The record is from RefSeq and is a predicted model, not a curated record. NCBI's taxonomy places the organism in Eukaryota, Metazoa, Chordata, Lepidosauria, Squamata, Candoiidae.
GAGUGAAAAUGGAUGCAGCCCAGCCAGCGUGCAAGGGAGUGGGAACAGGCCCUGCCGCUGCUCAGCCUGGGAGCGGUGGGGAGGGCUGGGCAGGACGUGGGCAGAGGAUCCGGGAGGAGGAAGCCCUCAGUUCCGAGAUGCAGCAUUGGCACUUCAGGAAUAGUCCCCUUCAGGAGGCCGAGGGGCCGCGCGAGCUCUGCAGCCGCCUUCACCGCCUUUGCUGGGGGUGGUUGCAGCCAGAGAAACACACCAAGGCUCAGAUGUUAGACCGGGUGAUCUUGGAGCAGUUCCUGACUGUCCUGCCCAGGGAGAUGGAGCGCUGGGUGCGGGAGUGCCGAGCGGAGACCAGCUCCCAGGCGGUGGCCCUGGCGGAAGGCUUCCUCCUGAGCCGGGCGGCGGAGAAGGAGCAGGAAGGACGCCAGGUUCCAUGGCCCUUCCUGGAGGUGGGCACUAAUUGUCCUAAGGAAAGGGUGGAUCCUGCAAAUCCCUCUCAGGAGCCGUGUUUCCGAGGGAUCUCCAAGGAGGAAGGUCAAGGUCAGGACGCCUCACUAGGUAAGGGAAGAUCCUUCUACGUGUUUGGAGGUUUUCCAGAGAGAUUCUAGUUAUCCUUAAUUCCCUGUAUCUUCUCGUGUCUAGUCGUUGGACUUACCAGAAGGUGACUGAACAGGAAAGCCUUAACUCUCUCUCUUCGAGCUAGAAGGCUUAAGCCCCAGGAAGGAAGUCCUUCCCGUCAGUCCAUGCACUGCCUUCAGAUGAUUCCCCAUUUGCAGAAGACUGACCUCUUCUGCGGAAUGGCCUGGGUUGCAU